Messenger RNA from Drosophila erecta, 1821 nucleotides. RefSeq lists its product as uncharacterized. The coding region runs from base 286 to 795 and encodes 169 amino acids. The transcript is spliced from 5 exons. The record is from RefSeq and is a predicted model, not a curated record. NCBI's taxonomy places the organism in Eukaryota, Metazoa, Arthropoda, Insecta, Diptera, Drosophilidae.
UCAGUUCUCAUGCGGCUUUCAUCCGAAACGCACCGUAACAGUUCGCAACGGAAUAUUGCCAAACAGAUACUUUUAAAACUACGUAACGAACUUCAAAGCGACACGUGGGUGUGAAAAAACGGCUUUAUAAAAAUCACCGUGUAAUUGCAGUGUUCUUUAAAUUACAAGAAAUCGCCCGAAAUAUAGUUAAAUGAUGGCGAAGUGAAAUGAAUUCCAUGGAAUGUCCGCAACUGGUCAACCUGUGAGUCCUGCGAAUCCCGUGUGAGUGCUCUGAGUGCCCAGAGGAUGGCGGUGAGCAGUUCAAUUAUGGAGACCGCCGCUAUUUUGGCCCUGCUGCUUGGCCUUUUCAUUCGAAGUGGCUACUGCAUAGACUGCUUCAAAUGCGUGUCCUACAACGGAGCUAAUAAGGCCUGCGACGAUCCCUUUCACAACAACUACUCAACGGCCAUCUUGGAGUCGCCCUGCAUGGGCGGCCGGAAGGGGCGUGACGGCCUAUUUCCGGCCACCGCCUGCAUCAAGAUCGCCGGCUACUACGAUGGAACUGGCGAGACGAUAACGGUGAGGGGUUGCGCCCUGGACAGCGGCACCCUGACCACCGACACAGAGAUUAUAAGAAUGUCGCACUGCGGAAAGUUCUACUACGAUGACAAGUACGUGCACGGGUGCCUGCAGAGCUGCAGUGACGCAGAUGCCUGCAACUCGGCCAGGAGGCAGAGUGCGAGUCCCGCAGACCUGGAGUCGCUGAUGAGGCACCUGCUCAGCCUGGUGGUGUUCCUACUGGCCGCCAGCAGGUAGCACAGUGGGCAUCUGUAAGUCAAGUAUCCGGCGCAGGAGAGGCAGGCGGAAAUUUGGCUGCAAGCGAAGUGAGGCAGCCGGGAAGGCAUUUAAGUCGUCUUGGAUGCGCGUGGAAAUCGUUUUCUUUUCCUUCGAAUCUCUCUGUGUCUAGGAUCGCAAUCGCACCCAAAUGUAAACGCACUCGAGCAGCUGCAGCAAGGACACGCUCGAAAACACACUCUCUCUUACACACAAUAACAUUAUGGAAUUCAUCAAGCAAUUAUGUGAUUUUUAAGCGAAUACUUAACAACUAUCAAACAAUAAUUGAUGAACGCGUACGGAAACUAUUUAGAUGCUAAGCAUUCGAGUGGCAAAAUCAAAGCGACACUGCAAACCAAAUUCAAAUUCUAAUUGCAAUUAUUUUUAGCUCCUAAGAAGGAAUCUAGACUUUAAACGCUGUCGCUUAGUGAAAGGCAGGAAUGGUUUACGAUUUAUAUACGAUGUGUUUUACCUUGGCAUAAGUAAGCAUUUUUCACCUCUCUAGAUGACUAUUGUACAUAUACAAAAACAAUUUAUCUAUUUGUUAAACGAAUGCUGAAUUUUGGGCAGAUUAUAAAUAGUUGUGUACAUGGAUUAGUGAGUAAAAUUAGCAACGAAAACUGCGAGAUACAAGUGAGAGGAGAAGUAUCUUAUUUCUUCUUAUUUUUGAGGAUAUCCUACUGUUUCCUCUGUAUAGCCUCAUCUUUAUUUAAACUUGCGCAGACCGCAACUAGAUAAGUCGCUUUACUCGUAACUGGGUGAACUAUUUUCACAAGUCCUAAAUCAAGUCAUAAACUCCGGUCAUAAAUGAUACAAUACGUUGCUAUAUAGACUUCUGAAUCUAGACUCAUUUACCUCCAGUCUGUGGCGGUUGAUUCACCGGCUGAUUGGGUAUCAUGUCCGGAUAACCUGAUAAGGUAUCGGUUUUCCAGGUGUUGCCUAGCAGCCCGCCAAGAAAUAACGAUUAGAAUUGCUUAGUACAUUCAAGCAGCUCAAUCGAAAUGGACG